AAUUGUAUACCUGGUCCCUAGCACUCUUUGGCCCCAUAGUAUAAGCUUCAUACUGCUCAUUGAAUAGAUAUCAUAUUUUGCAACUCCACCUAGCCAAAAUGUCCGGACCAUACCUUCAUGGACACCAUGCCUCUGUCCUCCGCUCUCACAGUUGGCGCACCGUGGAAAACUCCUGUCCUCAUCUUUUGCCUUUCCUCAACAAACCCUCACUGAAGAUACUCGAUGUUGGGUGCGGCCCUGGCACCAUCAGCGUUGAUCUCGCUGCUCGAGUUCCACAAGGUUUCGUCUACGCAAUCGAUCCCUCCGCCAAUGUCAUUGAGAAGGCCCGAAAGCACGCAGAAGAAAUGGGAAUCAAGAACAUACGUUUCGAAGUUGGUGACAUUUUUGAAUGGAACAAGCUGGAAGGUGUAGAAGAGCAAGGGUUUGAUGUCGUACACGCGCAUCAAGUGUUGCAGCAUCUACAAGACCCGCUAGGCGCGAUGAAAGAAAUGAAAAGACUAGCCAAGACCGGUGGUAUUCUUGCCAUCCGAGACUGCAACUACGGUGCGAUGGAUUGGUAUCCGGAUCAUCCUAUGCUGCAUAAGUGGAAGAAGCUUUACAUCAAAGUUGCGCUGGGACUCAAGGCGCAUCCAAAUAUCGGCAAGCAACUACAUGCAAUAGCUAUGGAGGCUGGCUUUCCAAGAAGCGAUAUCGAGGCUAGUGUGGCUGCUUGGACGUUUAGCACACCAGAAGAGAGGGAGUUUUGGUGUGGCCUCUGGGCUGACAGGACCGUGCAAAGCGACUAUAAGAAGAGGGCGUUGGAUAGCGGACAUGCGACGGAACAAGAUCUGGAGGAAAUCUCCGCGGCCUUCAGAGAGAUGGAGAAGAAGGAAGACGGUUGGCUUGUUGUUAUCAACGGACAGAUCAUCUGUCACGUUAGGUAAUGAAUCUAGAUCAUCACAAGCCUGCGUCCUCUCUCAACAGGGCGUCCGCCUUUACGCAGUGCCAUCUGCUCGGUCCUUUUACGUAUCCCGACUCCAGUUUAGUUACAUGCUUCCUCACCGGCUCGUCCCAUUUCCCACACCCCCACCCAACUACCCAAUUGUAAAUGCAA
Bipolaris sorokiniana ND90Pr is the source of this 1093-nucleotide messenger RNA. RefSeq lists its product as uncharacterized. The record is from RefSeq and is a predicted model, not a curated record. The coding region runs from base 99 to 923 and encodes 274 amino acids. The transcript has a single exon. NCBI's taxonomy places the organism in Eukaryota, Fungi, Ascomycota, Dothideomycetes, Pleosporales, Pleosporaceae.